AUGGCGCCUUCUCCGCGACCCCUCGCCCGGCCGCAGCCGCCGGGGAUGCUGCUCGGCGCGCUCCUGCCCCUGCUGCUCCUCGGCUCCCUUCCAGGAGUAUGGUGCUUUAGCGAACUGUUUUUUAUAAAAGAACCGCAGGAUAUAACUGUCACAAGAAAGGACCCAGUCAUUUUAGAUUGCCAGGCUCAUGGAGAAGUUCCUAUUAAGGUCACUUGGUUGAAAAAUGGAGCAAAAGUGUCUGAAAAUAAGCGGAUCCAGGUUCUGUCCAACGGCUCUUUAUACAUCAGUGAGGUGGAAGGCAAGCGAGGAGAGCAGUCUGAUGAAGGAUUUUAUCAGUGCUUGGCAAUGAACAAAUUUGGAGCCAUUCUUAGUCAAAAAGCUCAUCUUACCUUAUCAACUAUUUCUGCAUUUGAAGUUCAGCCAAUUUCUAUUGAGGUCCAAGAAGGUGGAGUUGCUAGAUUUGCAUGCAAGAUUUCAUCAAACCCUGCUGCAGUCAUAACAUGGGAAUUAAAUCGGACAAUUCUACCUGUAACUAUGGACAGGAUAACUGCCCUACCAACAGGAGUAUUGCAGAUCUAUGAUGUUGACCAGCAGGAUGCUGGAAAUUACCGUUGUGUUGCUGCUACUGUAGCCCACAGACGUAAAAGCAUGGAGGCCUCUCUCACAGUGAUUCCAGGGAAGGAGCCUAAGCCCUUCCACACACCAGCCAUUAUAGCAGGUCCACAGAACAUAACGGCAUCUCUUCAUCAGACUGUUGUUUUAGAAUGUGUGGCCACGGGAAAUCCCAAACCGAUCAUUUCUUGGAGCCGUCUUGACCACAAGUCCAUUGAUGUCUUUAACACUCGGGUGCUUGGUAAUGGUAACCUCAUGAUAUCUGAUGUCAGGCUACAACAUGCUGGAGUGUACAUUUGUCGGGCCACCACCCCAGGCACACGCAACUUUACAGUUGCCAUGGCAACUUUAACUGUGUUAGCUCCUCCUUCAUUUGUUGAAUGGCCAGAAAGUUUAACGAGGCCUCGAGCUGGCACUGCUCGAUUUGUAUGUCAGGCAGAAGGAAUCCCUUCACCCAAAAUGUCAUGGUUGAAAAACGGAAGGAGGAUACAUUCAAAUGGUAGAAUUAAGAUGUACAACAGUAAAUUGGUAAUUAACCAGAUUAUUCCUGAAGAUGACGCUAUUUAUCAGUGCAUGGCUGAGAACAGCCAGGGAUCUGUUUUAUCUAGAGCCAGGCUGACUGUAGUAAUGUCAGAAGACAGACCCAGCGCUCCCUAUAAUGUGCAUGCUGAAACCAUGUCAAGUUCAGCCAUCCUUUUAGCUUGGGAGAGGCCACUGUAUAAUUCAGACAAAGUCAUUGCUUAUUCCGUGCACUACAUGAAAGCAGAAGGUUUAAAUAAUGAAGAGUACCAAGUAGUCAUCGGAAAUGACACAACUCAUUAUAUUAUUGAUGACUUAGAACCUGCCAGCAAUUAUACUUUCUACAUAGUGGCAUAUAUGCCAAUGGGAGCCAGCCAGAUGUCUGACCAUGUGACACAGAACACUUUAGAGGAUGUUCCCUUGAGACCUCCUGAAAUUAGUUUGACCAGUCGAAGUCCCACGGAUAUUCUCAUCUCCUGGCUGCCAAUCCCAGCCAAGUAUCGGCGGGGCCAAGUGGUGCUCUACCGCCUGUCCUUCCGCCUGAGUACCGAGAAUGCCAUCCAAGUUCUGGAGCUCCCGGGGACCACACACGAGUACCUUUUGGAGGGCCUGAAACCUGACAGUGUCUACCUGGUGCGGAUCACUGCUGCCACCAGGGUGGGGCUGGGAGAGUCUUCAGUGUGGACCUCACAUAGGACCCCCAAAGCUACCAGUGUGAAAGCCCCAAAGUCUCCAGAGUUGCAUUUGGAGCCUCUCAACUGUACCACCAUUUCUGUGAAGUGGCAGCAGGAUGCUGAGGACACAGCAACCAUUCGGGGCUACAAGCUGUUCUACAAAGAGGAAGGGCAGCAGGAGAACGGACCCAUUUUCUUAGAUACCAGCGACCUUCUCUAUACUCUCAGUGGUUUAGACCCCAGAAGAAAAUACCAUGUGAGGCUGCUGGCUUACAACAACAUAGAAGAUGGCUAUCAGGCGGACCAGACAGUCAGUACUCCAGGAUGCGUGUCUGUCCGUGAUCGCAUGGUUCCUCCUCCACCACCACCCCACCACCUCUAUGCGAAGGCUAACACCUCAUCUUCCAUAUUCCUGCACUGGAGGAGGCCUGCGUUCACCACGGCACAAAUAAUUAACUACACCGUCCGCUGUAACCCUGUUGGCCUGCAGAAUGCUUCUUUGGUUCUGUACCUUCAAACAUCAGAAACUCACAUGUUGGUUCAAGGUCUAGAACCAAACACCAAAUAUGAAUUUGCUGUUCGACUACACGUGGAUCAGCUUUCCAGUCCCUGGAGCCCGGUUGUCUACCACUCCACGCUUCCAGAAGCACCGGCAGGCCCACCGGUUGGAGUAAAAGUGACGCUGAUAGAGGAUGACACUGCUCUGGUGUCUUGGAAACCUCCUGACGGCCCGGAGACGGUUGUGACGCGCUACACUAUCUUGUACGCAUCCAGGAAGGCCUGGAUUGCAGGAGAGUGGCAGGUCCUACACCGCGAAGGGGCAAUAACCAUGGCUUUGCUAGAAAACCUGGUGGCAGGAAAUAUAUACAUUGUCAAGAUAUCUGCAUCCAAUGAGGUGGGAGAAGGACCCUUUUCAAACUCUGUGGAGCUAGCAGUGCUUCCAAAGGAAACCCCAGAAUCAAAUCAGAGGCCCAAGCGUUUAGAUCCUGCUGAUGCCAAAGUUUAUUCAGGCUAUUACCAUCUGGACCAAAAAUCAAUGACCGGCAUUGCUGUGGGUGUCGGCAUAGCCUUGACCUGCAUCCUCAUCUGUGUUCUCAUCCUCAUAUACCGGAGUAAAGCCAGGAAAUCAUCUGCCUCCAAGACAGCACAGAAUGGAGCUCAACAGUUAUCUCGUACCGGUGCCUCCCUCACCAGCGGAAAUGAAAUGGGAAAGAACCUGGAAGGAGUGGUAGAAAAUGAAGAGUCCUUAAUGCCAAUGAUCAUGCCGAACAGCUUCAUAGACGCCAAGGGAGGAACUGACCUGAUAAUUAAUAGCUAUGGUCCUAUUAUUAAAAGCAACCCUAAGAAAAAAUGGUUUUUUUUCCGAGAUUCUAAGAAGAUAAAAGCUGAGCAGCCUCAAAGAAGAUUUACUCAAGCAGUCUGCUUUUACCAGCCAGGCACCACGGUACUAAUCAGUGAUGAAGACUCCCCCAGCUCCCCAGGUCAGACAGCCAGCUUCCCAAGACCCUUUGGUGGUGCGACUGAUACUGAGCAGUCAGCAAAUAGUGAAGGCAGCCACGAAACUGGGGAUUCCGGAAGGUUCUCCCACGAAUCCAGUGAUGAAAUACACCUGUCCUCAGUUAUAAGUACCACGCCCUUGAUCCCCAGUUCCUUCACUGGCAGUGAUUCAGGUGGGGAGCCCUCGAUGAGGAAGUGUGAAGACCCUGCAGUGCCGUCAGAUGCCGAGCAAACUCCCCCUUCAGUGCCGCAGCCACCACCUGCCAUGCUCUGCUUUGAUAAAAAGGAUUUUCCAAUCUAGACAGCCAUGUCCAGGUAUUCUCGCCUUUAAGUCUGUUCGAAGGACAAUGAACAGGGAGCCAAAGCCUUUUGUGAAAAUCUUGAUGUCUUUUUGGGUAUUUCACCUUUUUUGAAUGUGUUUUGUUUUUUAUCUUUAAGCUCA
Messenger RNA from Camelus dromedarius (Arabian camel), 3744 nucleotides. It is a transcript of the gene PRTG, whose product is annotated as protogenin. The transcript is spliced from 20 exons. Gene Ontology annotation, molecular function: protein binding. The coding region runs from base 1 to 3603 and encodes 1200 amino acids. Gene Ontology annotation, biological process: cell-cell adhesion. Lineage: Eukaryota; Metazoa; Chordata; Mammalia; Artiodactyla; Camelidae. The record is from RefSeq and is a predicted model, not a curated record.